AAGUCAGCUGCUCUCUGAUUCCUCAUAGCGAUCAAAUCCGAGCGCUGCAUUUCUGAAGCCAGUAGGCUUAGCUUUCUCCUCGGGUCCAUGUUGAAGUUGAUCUGCCCGGACUCUCGCGCGGCAGGGUCAUUCCAGGCCACGCGCUGCAUACGUUCAGCUUCGUCCGCUCGCUCGCAGGUAGCCCAGAUUCUCCCGGUAGGGUGCACGCACACAGCUCCGGGGGACUAUUUUGACGGUGUCACGGAAAUAUUUGUUCGGCAGCUUCGAGGAUUCACACAACCCCAAAGGCGACCUGCUUCACGUUACCUUUGAGAACGCUGUUUAGGUAACACCCUAAUACUCACCAUCCGUUCCCUGCGUCCACCGGCGAGUGAUGCUUCUGCUUUGGUCAAACAUGCCAGUGUGGAGAUGCAUUUCUGGAAAUCGCAUGAAAUGCGUGAAGCAACAUGUUGCACCAGGUUUUCACGUGUGUGGGGACCAGUGCUCCUUAAUCCUGGCAGGACUGAAGGUUUCAAGCUCUGUCCGGCUCCACUGGUGUGAACCUCGCUGGAGAGGACCCAGAUAUCCUUCACCGCAAGAUAUCGAGGAGUCCGUGAGCGACGUGAGAAUGACGUUGAGACCCUGAUCCGCGGCAGUAUGUCAGGCAGUGUGUGCAAGAGCAGCAUCAUGGCGUACCUCACUUUUUCCGAAGCCACAACAGGGUACAUCCCAAGCUACCUAGACAAGGACGAGCUCUGUGUAGUGUGUGGGGACAAAGCAACGGGAUACCAUUACCGCUGCAUCACUUGCGAGGGGUGCAAGGGCUUCUUCCGUCGCACGAUCCAGAAGAACCUGAACCCAACGUAUGCAUGCAAGUACGAGGGGAAAUGCGUCAUCGACAAGGUCACCCGGAACCAGUGUCAGGAAUGCCGCUUCAAGAAAUGCAUUGCCGUGGGCAUGGCAACCGACUUGGUGCUGGAUGACAGUAAGCGGCUCGCCAAGCGUAAGUUGAUUGAGGAGAACCGGGAGCGAAGGCGGCGUGAGGAGCUACAGAAGACAGUGUGGGAGCGGCCCGAGCCCACGCAGGAGGAGUGGGAGCUCAUCCGUGUCGUCACUGAGGCCCACAUGGCCACCAACGCCCAGGGCAACCACUGGAAACAAAAGCGCAAAUUCCUGGUCGAGGAAGCAAUGCUACUUAAUGAAAUAACUUGUAAUUUAUUCUAUACUUCUGACCAGAGUGCAGUGGGGGUGAAGGAAACCAAGCCUGAAGACAUCGGUCAAGGGCCGAUCGUCAGUGCGCCAGAGGGAAGCAAGGUGGACAUAGAAGCCUUCAGUCAGUUUACAAAAAUUAUCACCCCCGCCAUCACCCGAGUUGUGGACUUCGCCAAAAAGCUGCCCAUGUUCUGUGAGCUGCCCUGCGAGGAUCAGAUCAUCCUGCUGAAGGGCUGUUGCAUGGAGAUCAUGUCUCUGCGUGCUGCCGUGCGCUACGACCCCGAGAGCGAGACGCUUACGCUCAACGGGGAGAUGGCAGUGACACGCGGGCAGCUGAAGAACGGCGGCUUAGGCGUGGUCUCGGAUGCCAUCUUUGACCUGGGUGUGUCGCUGUCCUCCUUCGACCUGGACGACUCGGAGGUGGCGCUGCUGCAGGCUGUCAUUCUGCUCUCCUCAGACCGUCCAGGCUUGACAAGCGUGGAGCGCAUCGAGCGCUGCCAGGAGGACUUCCUGCUGGCCUUUGAGCAUUACAUCAACUACCGCAAGCACAAGUUGGCGCACUUCUGGCCCAAGCUGCUGAUGAAGGUGACGGACCUACGCAUGAUCGGCGCAUGCCAUGCCAGCCGCUUCCUGCACAUGAAGGUGGAGUGCCCCACCGAGCUCUUUCCACCUCUCUUCCUGGAGGUGUUUGAGGACUGACGCAGCACCAGGCAGUGGCCGACUGAUCAGGCCGAGAACUGCUCGCCACCAUGCCCCUGCCAGCCCACCCCCAAGCCCCCAAAACCUCACCCCUAACCCCUGUUCCACACAGAUGGCGUGCAUAACCACACCCUUCUCCCUCUUUGGACACGUUUUACAAACUCUAAUCUCUCACUACUGAGUGUCUUUUCAUUCCAUAGCUUUAGACGUAGCUCUUGGGCCUAGUCUCUGGAUGGACCAUUCCAUUUGCGAUGCGGGUACAUGUGAACAGUGUGUUUCUUUUUUCCUUUUUCCCCUUUUUGUUCUUUUCUUUUUCUUUUUCUUUGUUUGAUUAUUUUUUUCCCC
Messenger RNA from Electrophorus electricus (electric eel), 2235 nucleotides. NCBI's taxonomy places the organism in Eukaryota, Metazoa, Chordata, Actinopteri, Gymnotiformes, Gymnotidae. The record is from RefSeq and is a predicted model, not a curated record.